Acanthochromis polyacanthus (spiny chromis) is the source of this 5900-nucleotide messenger RNA. It is a transcript of the gene syt6a, whose product is annotated as synaptotagmin VIa. NCBI's taxonomy places the organism in Eukaryota, Metazoa, Chordata, Actinopteri, Pomacentridae. Gene Ontology annotation, molecular function: syntaxin binding; calcium ion binding; clathrin binding. Gene Ontology annotation, cellular component: membrane. The transcript has 8 exons. The record is from RefSeq and is a predicted model, not a curated record. The coding region runs from base 443 to 1717 and encodes 424 amino acids. Gene Ontology annotation, biological process: calcium-ion regulated exocytosis; regulation of dopamine secretion; cellular response to calcium ion.
UCCUGCUGACUUGCUUGCUUGCUCACACUGCCAUAGAAACAGGGUUCCUGAGUGCAGUGGAGGCUCAUUCUGUUCAGAAGCAGGCAAGGGAGAGGAUCGGGAGGACAGAGUGAGAGGGGGGAGAAAAAAAGGAAGAAGAGAGAGGCAGAGAGGAGAAGAGAAACAGAGGGAGAGAGAAGUGGGAGAGAGUGAAGGAUCAAGAGAGGAAAAAGUGAGAGACACUGUCACUGACGCUACUUUUGGCCUCCUGCUCGCUGUGUUUGUGGUCUGUGGCCUGGCUCUGCUGGGCCUUCUUUCAUUCGUCUCCUGGAAGCUGUGCUGGGUUCCUUGGCGGACUAAGGCCCAUUUCUCCAGUCCUUCCCUCAGCCCGGCCCGUGGCCCUCAGGACUGCCCUCUCCAGCCGCCUCUCCCGCUGCCUAGUCCCCAGCAUUCGCCGGUCACCAUGGCUACAGAGAAGGUGAAGGACCCCCUGGGUUCGAUGGGUUUCCUGGAGGCGGCAGUGAAGAUAAGCCAUACUUCUCCAGACAUCCCCACCGAUGUGCAGCUCUCUAUGAGGGAGCAUUUCCUACGUCGCACGCAACGCAUGCAGAGACAAACCACUGAGCCGGCUUCCUCCACUCGUGAGGAAUUCAACAGUGUCAGGCACAAUUCAUUCAAAAGACACCUGCCCCGUCAAAUGCAGGUGGGCAGCCUGGACCUGGGAAACGACUAUGUGGACAAGGAUGAAAAGCCCACCAGCAUCGGCCGUAUCCAACCAGAGCUCUACCAACAGAAGACCUUAGAUUCAGAGGAUUCAUCCAAGAACGGCAGCAGUAAAAACUGUGGCAGGAUUAACUUCUCUCUCAAGUACGACUAUGAAAAUGAGGCCCUCCUCGUCAACAUCCUCAAGGCAGUAGACCUUCCUGCCAAGGACUUGUGUGGCACAUCUGACCCUUACGUGAAGGUCUACCUGCUGCCUGACCGCAAGAAGUUCCAGACUCGUGUCCACCGGAAGACACUCAACCCCACAUUCAACGAGAGCUUCCAGUUUCCAGUGCCUUACGAUGAGCUGGCCGCCAGGAAGCUCCACAUGAGCGUCUUCGACUUUGACCGAUUUUCACGGCAUGAUAUGAUUGGGGAGGUGGUGCUGGAGAACUUGUUUGAGACGUCAGACCUGUCCAGGGAAACAAACAUAUGGAGGGACAUCGACUAUGCCACCAGUGAAAGUGUCGACCUUGGGGAGAUCAUGUUCUCACUAUGCUACCUGCCCACCGCAGGCAGACUCACACUUACUGUCAUCAAGUGCAGGAACCUCAAGGCCAUGGACAUCACUGGAUACUCAGAUCCCUACGUCAAAGUGUCGCUCAUCUGUGACGGCAGACGUUUGAAAAAGAAGAAGACAAGCAUAAAAAAAAACACACUGAAUCCCACCUACAAUGAGGCCAUCAUCUUUGACAUCCCACCAGACAGCAUGGACCAUGUCAGCCUGCACAUCUCUGUCAUGGACUACGAUCUGGUAGGUCAUAAUGAGAUCAUUGGCGUGAUGAGGGUUGGAUGCAACGCGGAAGGACUUGGCAGGGACCACUGGAACGAGAUGCUGGCUUAUCCACGGAAGCCCAUUGCACACUGGCACCCCCUGCUGGAGUCUAAGAAAUCUGAGAAGGAGUGGAAGGCGAGGACAGCCAGCUUUGACAGCCAGGGCUCCUGCCCCUCACCCCGGCCCCCCGCCAGCCCCUGAGCAGAGCCACCUGUGACCCAGCAGCCCAGAAGGGGGUUUCCUCCCUCCUGCUGAUCCACAUCCCGUCUGUCUGAUUGAGGAGACACACAACCCCACUGUCUCUCCCUCUCUGUCCCGCUCUCUCUGUCUGUCCCUCUCUUCCUCAAGUCCAGUCCCAGAGCACUCCCAAGAACUGAUCUAGGACUACCGCCAGUCAGUUAGUUGUGUGAAGCACAGUCUUUUUGGGUUCAAAUUUAGGGUCCUCGGUUUGAAAUGUGGAUGUUGUGACAGCCCAAAGUUGGUUUUGUUGUUCUCAAGAGAAGAUUGGCUGGACAUCCAGUCUACAGACAUUCAUUACUGAGCUGUCCCAGCUGAGGUGAACUGAUCUCGGUGUCCUCACAGGAGACUUCCCGAACACUGAAGAUUCGGAGACAGAAUCUAUAGAUAGAAAAACUCUGUCGGAUAUCGCUCUCUGAAGGCAGCGGAAGUUUCACAGAGGGAAGCUGAGGACGCCGCCGGGGUCGAAAAAGAGACGAUCUUAAAAGGGAUCUGAAGCUAUUCUGAAACUCUAAAGCUCUCUCCCAUUGAAUUUUACAGUGGUGUAUUAGCAUAAAACGAUACUGAACUGUAGCAUUGAGGAACAAUUGGGUACAAAACCGCUCCAUCAUUUGUUAUUGUUUGUGAUGCUCCAGCUGAGUUGACUCCUACUUCCAGUUUCAUCACUUACAUAAGCAAUUAUCGGAUCUCCAGCUCAUUGAGGAGAAGCUAAAUCAGGCUGAAACUAAUAAAUUCUCAUUUAGACAAUUUGCAGCUUUAGUGUGUCUUCAAAAGCAGCCAUUUUACAUAACAAAGAAAAAAACAACAGGAUUAUUUGGCUUUACAUCAGAGCAGACUGACUGCAGUUUUUUAAUCAAUCUUUGUCAAUUUUUUAAGUGAAAUUACCUGACAUAGGCACAGUUCACUUAUACAACUAAGUAAAAGUCAUCCGAAAAGAAAAGAGUUUUAAAAAGGAAAUGAUAAUAGUCAUGUUUUGUCAAUGGCCUGCAAAGGUUUCUGUACACAGAGAAAAUGCGAGCACACUUUACACACCUUUACCUCUUUCUGUUUGAUGUUUGCUUCUGAGCAAUCUCACCCUUUCUUCCAAGUGAAAACUCACACAAACACAAUGGUUUCCUCACAAAAAUCACUUUUCAAAUGCACUUCUUUGUCUCCUAUUGUGCUUUUUUUUUUUUUUUUUUUUAAGUAUCUGAUUUUAGUGGAUGUGUAUAGCUUUAUGUACAGGCAUCCUCUGGUUACUGUGUGUGUGUUCUGUUUUUCUAAACUAAAAACCAGAAAAGAUGUAAUGAUAGGAAUAUGUUUUAAAAAAUGGAUUUAUGUAGCUUUGUUGGUGAUGAUGACUGAGAAAAACCUAAAUGAAAAAGAACAUAUUCUUCUUUUAGAAACAUGCAACUUUCUUGAUGUUUAUUCUGUCACUAAUUAUACUGUUUACUUUGUGUACAGAGAUAAUGUGUUUAUAUUCAUAUUGUUUUAAUUUUAAUAUCUCACACACAUUCUUGAGCUGCAGUUUUUGAGGAUAUUAGAUAUGACAAGAAAAGUUAUCUUUGUGUCCAUAUGAAUAAUUUAUCAGGUCCCUGCUGAGUCAGAAACAAGAUGCACAAGAUCACAAUUAAAGCUUUGAUUACUGUCCUAUAAACAAUUUGCCACUUGUUCAGGUGAAAAGCAGUGAAGCAGUCAUUUUUAUUCAAGAAUAUUACAUAAUGGGGUUCCAUAUUUGCUAUGUUUUCCUUGAGUUUCCCCUCUAAUGGCGGUUUUAUUUGCAGUAAAAUACAGGAGAAUUGAGAUGCAAGUGCACAAGGAGUAGAAAACAAUUAAAGACAUUGUUUUAGUGCCACAAAACACAUGAAUCACAAAUGCAAUACGUGAAAAUCUUCAUAGUCCAACGAGAAAUCUUUGUUUCACGUCUGAGAGCAGCUUAACUUUCCAACAACCACCAGGCUAGUUUUAGCCACAUGCUAACAAAGCACAUUUUCAGAAGCAUUUCAUUGCAGUUCUUCUAGCUGGUGAAGAACAAACAGCUCACACUGUUAAACUGUGCAUAUUUGUUGCCAUGUUUAUAUGAUAUACAAAACUGUGUUGGUUCUGUGUUCAGCUUGUGUAAUGGGCAAACAGCGGGAAUUGCUCACAAUAUUUGCUUGUGCUAUAUUAGCAUAUUAAUGCUAAUAUAGCUUUAUGUCAGGCGUUUCUGCAUAUUUCUGCAUAUUUCAGCCUCUGAAAGUUGUCAUCUCUCAGCUAGCUCGAGCUAAGUUUGUGUCAUUCAAGGUAGCGUUAUCAUUGCUAUUAGCUCAAAUUUCCCAUCGGAAUACGAUAUUUUAAGCAAACAUCAAAGUGCAGCACAUGAAAAGGCUUUGGGAGUGUGGAAUUAAAUCACUUUUACACUAUAGGAUUACUUGUUUGCUCAGCAGGCAAACAGCAGGAAUUAAAUGUAUGCUAAUGUAACUUUCUAAAGUUACAUUAGCAUAUUUAUGCCAAUAGCUAUAGCUUGUGUGACGGGUUUGUGCAGUUUUACUUUCAGCCUCUGCAAUUUGUCAUGUUUCACAGUUAACUCAAGCCAACUUUCUGUCAUCUGGCUCAGUGUUAUCUUUGCUAUUAGUUUCUCACAGAGCGGUGGUAUAUUAGCUCGCAAGCUAACAUUCACUGCAGCAAAUGGAAAAACUUAAGUAAUGUGGGAUGAAAUCACCUCUGCACUGUAGUUUUAUUGAUUUCAACUAAGUUUUUAUUCUAAAGUAGUCAAAGGUGGCUGAUAAGUUCGGGCGUUUUGUGAUUUUCUAGCGUCUCAUUGCAGGCUCAUCUUCAAUUAUUUGUCUACGAGAAAGCCAUGAAUGGAAAUUAAAGGUAAUGGAUUUCCAUUUAACUUUGCAACCAGGAAAAACAAAGACAAUUCAUCAUUUUCCUUCUGUUCCAGGUUUUUACCCUCCUGUAGCAGUAGUUUUGUUACUGUAAUUGGCAAGCACAGAUACGAUCAGUACAUUCAGGCCAGGAAAUGUUAAGUCAUAGAGUAAAUAUCAGGCAGGAAAGCUGCCAGGAAAGAUUUACAGGUUUUAUUUGGUGGUGCUUAAACAGAUAAUUUCUGUUAAUAAUAGUUUUGUAUAAUCUCAACAGUAACUUUACCCUGAUAUGUAACAAUGGUCUUGGCAUGGUGCGGACGAGUCUAGACAUCUGGGCAAGUAGAAGCACAGCUCAGCAGCAGACUGUUGCACAAUGAGAAGGCUAUAUAUCACAGAGUUUGUGAAAAUGUCAUAGAAAAACUGGAGCCAGACAUCAAGACAUGAGCAAAUGCAUUCAGCAGACACAGCAAGGUCUGUUUCAGUCAUUUCCUUCCUGGGUAAGUUUACCUCAUGUGAGCGGUGUAGUACGUCGGUGUUACAGCUGGAGGCUGAGAUAACACAGCGAGGGCAGCUGAAGGGCGGACAGGUCAGCAUCUACAGAGCAGUGGCAUUUCUCUAAUUGGCACUUGUUAUAGUGAGAAUGAGUCAGUGCGUUAUUGUUCGUGCUUGACGUAAUCUUUGACGGCAUCAACACCCCCUUCCACUAAUAUGACAGUAUAAAAUUUGCUGUUAUUCACAGUCGUUUAAAUGGUGAAAUUCCUCUCUAGACUAAUAACAUUAUUCAUUUAAGUGUACAAUUUGAAACAAGUGUUUGCACAAUGGCGUAGUUUCUGUUCUCUCUGUUGCAAAACGUGCUUUAUGAUGGUCAUAUUUUUCUCUGACAAUGUGCUGUGUUUUCAUAGUAGAUGAAACCUGUUAAAUCAAUUGCCUCAGUUCAUGGACUGUUUCAAGACCUUCUGACUUUGCCUAAUAUUGUAAUGUUUCUUGAUAUGAUCUCGUAUCCCUUCCAACUGUUAUAAUAGCACUGAAUUUACAAUUUUUUAUUGAACAUUUUGUAUUUGUAAUAAUAGAAAUGUUUGAGGAAAUGUUAGUUCAGACAAAUGUCUAUUAUGAUCUCCUUUUAGAUUCUAGAUCAUUAUCAAGAUUCAAAGUCUGAGUGACCCAGUGUGUAAUAAAGUAAAAUGAACAGCAUUUUUUUUGUUUCAACAAGUCUGAAAAUCGACAUCAGAAAAUUACUUGUUUUUUUCUCCCAUGGGACGUGAUGUGUUAUCAGUUCUGUGACAUGGUUUUCUUUCUUUGAUUAAAAGACUCAAGCAAAA